This is a messenger RNA of Cladophialophora yegresii CBS 114405, 912 nucleotides long. RefSeq lists its product as uncharacterized. Lineage: Eukaryota; Fungi; Ascomycota; Eurotiomycetes; Chaetothyriales; Herpotrichiellaceae. The record is from RefSeq and is a predicted model, not a curated record. The transcript is spliced from 2 exons. Bases 1 to 912 code for a protein of 303 amino acids.
AUGCCGUCGAAGGCACCUUCACACCCAAGAUCAUCUAUACAGCAGCACCGAAGGCUGACCUCUUACCAUGUCUCGUCGCGCUCCCUUGUCCAGAGCGCAUUGAACAUUUCUCCCAAACACACCUCUUCUUCGCAGGCACCGCCAACAUUCCUCCUCCCCUUCCGCUUCCGCGCGCAGCUACAUCAAGCAACGAGCCAGCAAUCCGCAACCACUCCGAUCUCACAAUUUCAGAACACCCAGCCUGACAUCCCACCUACAUAUCUCUCCACGACCGGAGGCCAAACAGGCUCGUCACUCUCCGCGAACCCAACGACGACGAGCGUUCCCUCAAGCACGACGUCCCUGUUGUCAAGACCACUCGUGCUCUCCCGCUCCGUGCAGACGCUGCUCCCGAAACUCCACGGCCAAAAACCGCACUACAUAGUCGCCCACAUCCACCGGUUCCCAUACCUCUUGACGGAGGGGGACACGCUGCGCUUGCCCUUCCACAUGAAAAACGUCUCCCCGGGCGAUAUCCUGCGUUUCAACCGCGCCAGCAUCCUGGGGAGUCGGGACUUCACGCUCAAGGCCGGCACGUCGAGCACGGAGAGCUACGACGCCAAACGCACGGGCGAGCCCAAUUACUUGGACGAACGGCUCUUUGAAUGCAGGGUCCGCGUCAUGGGCAUCGAGACCCAGCCGAUGGAGUUCAAGGAGAAGAAGAAGCGGCGCAAUCGGCACAAGAAGGUCGUGAAAAGUAAGCACAAGUACACGUUGUGCAAGGUCAUGGAGGUCAAGACCAAGGGGCUGGAUGAGUUGAUAUCCAGCGAGAAGGGGAUGGUGCUGUUGGAGGGUGAAGGUGACGGCGAGGCACAACUGCUUGAAGAGGAGGGCGGGAGCCAAAUUCCCACCAGAAGCCAGUCUGCUGCGUGA